AUGGCACUCAGAGGAACUAACGAUUUUGUCAUUGCCGAUUGCUACAAAAUCAAAAGAAAAAUUGGGAGUGGAUCUUUUGGGGAGAUUUUUUCGGCAAUUAAUUUACAAACUGGAGAGGAAGUUGCUGUAAAAAUGGAGCAUAUUCAUGUAUUUUUUUUUUGA
Molecule: messenger RNA, 162 nt
Organism: Meloidogyne enterolobii
Lineage: Eukaryota; Metazoa; Nematoda; Chromadorea; Rhabditida; Meloidogynidae
Source: the annotation of a GenBank genome assembly